AUGGUUGGUUGCGGGUUGUUGUCGAAUCGUCUGUUUCGUCGGUCUGAGACCGAUCAACCGCUUGUGAGGGAGCGACAUCAUCGCAGAAACACGACUCUGACGGUGACGUCGUCCGAGGAUGAUAGCGACGAGUGCUCGACGCCGACACGGACAGCAGCUGUGGUUAAUGAGAAACAGGCAGCGGCUGGAUAUCGGCGCUUCUCCCCUAAUGAUGAACAUAUCGACCCCGGUUUAUUGAAGAAACACUGCUCGCACCUGUCAUACACUACCUCCGUUGCGACAUACCCAGCCAUCAGAACAUUCUUCAGCCCGCACCCUCACAUGGACAAACUCCCCUCGAAACCCGCGCCUAUUCCCAUGCUCGUCUUCAUUCACGGAUUAGGUGGAAGUCUCGCCCAGUUUCAUCCUCUGCUGACAAGUCUGUCAAACGUCGGCCCAUGUUUUGGAAUUGAUCUACCCGGGUGUGGAUUGUCCUCGUUCGCUCCCAAGAGCUGGGAAGCCUAUUCGAUUGAAGCCCUAGCGGAACUCAUCGCAGUUGCAAUCGAAGAACAUCGUGAUAAAGCAGCGAACCAAGGCGUUGUUCUGAUUGCGCACAGCCUCGGGUGCUCUUUGUCUGCAUUGCUGGCAUCAUCUAGCUCCACAGUGGGCACAGAGCUGAAACCAUAUAUUCAAGGCGUUAUCGCCAUCUGUCCCAAAGCUUCCCCGCCAACCGCUCAAGAAACAGCGCUUGCCCGAAAGCUUCUCUAUAUACCGACACCUAUAUUCAAUUUGUGGCGUCUUUGGGACCGCCGAGGUGGUGCUCAGAGCAAGAGUGUUCUUCGAUUUGUCGGUGAAAAGGCCGACCCGGACACAAAACAGCUGCAAAUACGAUUCAACGCACAAAGUCGAAGUGAUGUCUGGAGGAGAAUGGCAUGGGGAGCUCUUCCUGUAUACGAUAGUCACGGACAACCUAUCGGUGGAAUGCCUGGCCAGGCAGUCUGGGCAAAUGUAAAGGUACCCCUUUUGCUCGUUGCUGGUGACGAGGAUGCAGUUACCAAAGCCACCGAGGCAGCAAAAAUUGUUGAAUUUAUGGAAGGCUCCGAUGUUGAUUCGGCAAUGCGGGCUGGAUCCCAAGAUGCAAUCAUUCCUAAUGCGACACGGGUGCAUGACACUCGAAGCUCGGCAUCUACUAAUGCCCGUGCCGACGAAGAGUUGUACGGGCUUGAUGUCUCGGAGAAACAACAGCCGGAUAUUCAGUCCACAAAGGGCAAGGUCGUCAGGACGAGAAUUUUACCGGCUCCAGCUUCUCACGCUCUUCUAUACGACCGUGCGACCUAUCGCACUUUGGCAGGAUUGAUUCAAGACUUUGUGCAAAAGUAUAUCGACCAUCGUCUCAGCCUAGGCUGGCAACUACAGUACCUCAACACUUCUGGCAAAUGGGAUGUAAAAAACCUCGCCAAGUGGCAGAAAGUGCCUCCUACUUCAACCCCCAUCGCGAAUACGUUUGUGGCUAUGAAGAUGCUCCGUGGAGUCGACGAAGUACACAACCCAGUGCGCUUCUCGGAACAAUGGAACGGCAGAAUCUAUGCCGUGAUUGACAUCAGUCAUGAGAAUCCGGUCUACGACCCAUAUGAAUUGGAAAAGGGUGGUAUACAUUACCACAAACACCCCACAGUCUCCAAGAUCCCGCCUACUCCCGACGAAACGCGGGACUUUAUCGGGUUGGUCGAUCAGCUGGAGAAAGAGAUUACCGAAAAGACUGGUAAAGACGAUGGUGACCCGACUCGUCCUCUAGUCGGGGUGCAUUGCCACUAUGGCUUCAACAGGACGGGGUUCCUGAUUGUUAGCUAUCUGAUUGAGAGGAAAGGGUAUGCUGUUCAGGAUGCCAUUGACGAAUUCCAAAAGUGCCGGCCACCAGGUAUUCGGCACGAUCAUUUUAUUGAUACAUUGUUUGUUCGUUAUUGUGUUGGGCUUAAGCGCAGCACGACCCUGGAGUGA
Talaromyces marneffei is the source of this 1977-nucleotide messenger RNA. RefSeq lists its product as uncharacterized. Bases 1 to 1977 code for a protein of 658 amino acids. The transcript is spliced from 2 exons. Gene Ontology annotation, molecular function: protein tyrosine/serine/threonine phosphatase activity; mRNA guanylyltransferase activity. Gene Ontology annotation, biological process: 7-methylguanosine mRNA capping; dephosphorylation. The record is from RefSeq and is a predicted model, not a curated record. NCBI's taxonomy places the organism in Eukaryota, Fungi, Ascomycota, Eurotiomycetes, Eurotiales, Trichocomaceae.